Molecule: messenger RNA, 2788 nt
Organism: Nannospalax galili (Upper Galilee mountains blind mole rat)
Lineage: Eukaryota; Metazoa; Chordata; Mammalia; Rodentia; Spalacidae
Gene: Tnip1
Product: TNFAIP3 interacting protein 1
Biological process (GO): negative regulation of canonical NF-kappaB signal transduction; regulation of transcription by RNA polymerase II; cellular response to lipopolysaccharide
Source: RefSeq, a predicted model, not a curated record
GGCGGGGCGGCCCGCGGUACUUCCUGGUCCCCCCGCCCGGGCCGAGGGCAGCGCGCAGCCGAGUCGGCCGUGCCCGGGAGCCGCAUCCUCAGCCAGGCGGGCGCCACGGCAAGGGUUCUGCUACCUUCAUGGAAGGGAGAGGACCCUACCGGAUCUACGACCCAGGGGGCAGCGUGCCUCCAGGAGAGGCUUCCGCAGCCUUUGAGCGUCUAGUGGAGGAGAAUACCCGGCUGAAGGAAAAAAUGCAAGGAAUAAGGAUGUUAGGGGAGCUCCUGGAGGAGUCUCAGAUGGAGGCAUCAAGGCUCCGGCAGAAGGCGGAGGAUCUGGUCAAGGACAGUGAGCAGCCUCCGCCACCACCAGCUCCCUCCUUGGGCUCCUUCGACCCUUUGGCUGAGCUCACAGGAAAAGAUACACACCUCCUGAUACCUCCUGUCGCCGCCACCACCACCACCACCGAAUGCUCCAUUGAGAAGACAGCACCAACCCCCAAGCCUCCAUCCAAUGGCAGCUCCUCUGACUUUGAAGUGGUCCCCACUGAGGAGCGGACUUCUCCACCAGAGACUGGCAGCCACCCUAGGAAUAGGAUGGAGCUUGGACCCCCACCCCCGGAGGACAGCAACCUGAUGCUCCACCUGCAGCGCCUGGAGACCACCCUGAGCGUGUGUGCCGAGGAGCCCGACCACAGCCAGCUCUUCACCCACCUGGGCCGCAUGGCCCUGGAGUUCAACCGACUGGCCUCCAAGGUGCACAAGAACGAGCAACGCACUUCCAUCCUGCAGACCCUGUGUGAACAACUACGCCAGGAGAACGAGACUCUGAAGGCCAAACUGGACAAGGGCCUGGAACAGCGGGAUCAGGCUGCUGAGAGGCUGAGGGAGGAAAACAUGGAGCUCAAGAGGUUGUUAAUGAGCAGCAGCAGCAAAGAGGGUGCUUGUGGGCAGCCCAGCUCCCCGAAGACAGAAGGCCCUGGCAAGAAGGUGGUGGCCGGACAGCAGCAGGUCAGUGUGAUGGCGGGUAAAGUCCCCGAGGUGGGGGGCUUAGGUGUGGCUGAGAAGAAGGUGAAGAUGCUGGAGCAGCAACGCAUGGAACUGCUGGAGGUGAACAAGCAGUGGGACCAGCACUUCCGGUCCAUGAAGCAGCAGUAUGAGCAGAAGAUCACCGAGCUGCGCCAGAAGCUGGCGGAUCUGCAGAAGCAGCUGACUGAACUGGAGGCAGAGCGGGAACAGAAGCAGCGGGACUUUGACCGCAAGCUCCUCCUGGCCAAGUCCAAGAUUGAGAUGGAGGAGACCGACAAGGAACAGCUGACAGCAGAGGCCAAGGAGCUGCGCCAGAAGGUCAAGUACCUACAGGAUCAGCUGAGCCCACUCACCCGGCAACGAGACUACCAGGAGAAAGAGAUCCAGCGGCUCAACAAGGCCCUAGAGGAGGCCCUGAGCAUCCAGGCCUCCCCAUCAUCUACACCUGCAACCUUUGGGAGCCCUGAAGGGACUGGUAGCUACCUGAGGAAGCAGGAGCUGGUGACACAGAACGAACUUCUGAAACAGCAGGUGAAGAUCUUUGAGGAGGACUUCCAGAGGGAACGGAGCGACCGUGAACGCAUGAAUGAGGAGAAGGAAGAGCUGAAGCGGCAGGUGGAGAAGCUGCAGGCCCAGGUCACCCAGUCGAAUGCCCAGCUCAAAGCACUCAAAGAUGAGGAGAAAGCCAGAGAAGCCCUCAAACAGCAGAAGAGGAAAGCGAAGACCUCAGGAGAGCGCUACCACAUGGAGCCCCACCCUGAGCACCUCUGCGGGGCCUACCCCUACGCCUAUCCACCCAUGCCAGCCAUGGUGCCACACCAUGCCUUCGAGGACUGGUCCCAGAUCCGCUACCCUCCUCCCCCCAUGGCCAUGGAGCACCCGCCCCCACUCCCCAACUCGCGCCUCUUUCAUCUGCCGGACUACACCUGGCGCCCACCCUGUGCAGGGAUGCGGAAUCAGACCUCCCAAGCGAUGGACCCACCCCCAGCCAGGCCUGCAGACCCAGAGUCUGCAAAAAAUGACCAUGAGGGGCCUCAGUGAGAGCGCAGUGGUCAUUUGGCUCCACCUUCAUCUUGCAGAGCCAGCUGGCCUCAGAUUGCCAAGAAACUAGAGGCCAUGUGUGUUCUGUAUGGCCAGAGCCUCAGCUGGACCGGAGGCUGGGAUGGGAAGACAGUUCACAUCCCCAGCCCCACCCUGAACUGUUUACAAGACUGGGUAGAAUCCACCCACGAGGCCUCUGUGAGCUUCUGGAUAUGUUGAGAGAAACUCACCACCCCAUCUCUUGCCAACACAAAGGCCUGCACCUGGCUUUGACCUGCCGUCCUUUGCCGAGGCCACCAGAUGUCCGUCUUAAGAAUGGGGUGCAGCCAAGACCCCUUCCUCUCAGAACCUCAAAGAAAUGGUUCCAGGCCCUCUGGGGACCACACCCAGUUUAUCACCUGUGAUUUUUGCUUCAGGUUCAGUAGGGGGGGCUCCCCCUUGCCCCUGUGAGGAAUUGUGGGUAGAUGGUUUGUCCCUGGAGCAGAAGAGGAUGAUGGGGUGUUCUGAUGCUGGGAAACUCUCCACUGCGCCCUCACAAGAGCCAUCAUGGUCUGGGAUGAAAGCUACACCCGCCACAUCUGCUGAGGGGCCCCAGCCUGAGCUACUGGACCCUGAAGUUCAGUCCCUUGGCCCCAAGAGGCUCAUGGUGCCAGAGGCCUCUGUGGAGGUGGCUGUCUGUUGCUAGGCAGCUGUUUUGCACGAAUCUUGGACAUAAAUCCAACUUGAAGAUC